CAUCACUAUAGUACAGACACCGAAUUUAAUCCACCCCCAAUAGCGUUACCAAAGGUUUCGUAACACGGUCCGCGUUCAGAAGCGAACGGCGCAAAACAAGUCGCCGCCGUGCGUUAAACAAGCGCAGUGCUUUUCGGAAUCCAGGAUGCAAGGAAGUGAUCGGUUUUCUAUCAAUUCUCUCAUUGAUAACAGGAGCAGAGGGAGCCUGAGUAGUGACGGAGAGGAUGCACACGAUAUUUCUGGUCCAGAGGACGAAUCUGCUCCAGAGACAAGACAUGCAGUGACAUCUUUUACAGUGAAAGAUAUUUUGGACCCGCACAAGUUUAAUGCUCCGAGGCGAAGGCCAAGUGAGAGUGAUUCAGACAGCGAAAGCCCUAGUAGAGGAGAAUCAAGAAAUAAUUCAUCAUGGCAUCCAUGGAUGGCGGCGACCAGAUUUAAGCGUUCACAAACCUCAAGCGGUAAGAGAUCGAUUGUCAUAAAGCGAUCCACUCUUUUGAGCAAUACUUCUCCCUAUUUCGUUCUAUUUAUAUGAAUAAAAUCAUUGAGUUGCAGCUAUAAAAUAUUUUUUAUCUUAACUGCGGAGGUUUUGAUUUAUUUUUCUCGCCGUGCAACACGCCUAAAAGCGAUUAAGAGGAAAUGUUGGUCAUUCAAAUGAUAGCCGGCAUCGUUUCAUUUAUUCUCUCUUCUGACCACUGGGUUCACAUUAACAACCAUUUAGCUUAAAAGGUCUGCCACAGAAGCAAUCAAUUCGGUAUAAAACGUUAUGGUGAAGUAUGCCUGGUUUCACUGUCGCUUUCUUUCACUUAAUGUUUAUAAUUCUCCUCACCUAAAUAAGCAGGCUACAUUGAUCUUGCUCGAUUAUUUCCUCUGGAACGAUCAGUUAACCAAUUCUAUGCAAUAUGUUAUCUAAAUUGCAGACGAUUACUCGUCGCUCAUUAGAAAUAAAACUUUAAAUCCACAGAAUCUGACAAAUGUAUGGAAAAGGACAAAAACGAACACGAUUCAUCUAAUCAUCAAGAGAACGAAGAAUGCAAGUCGACAUCGGGGUCCAAAUCAAAGAGAAAGCGAAGCGGCUCCGACAGAUCAAAGGAAGGAAAACCACGACGAGCACGAACUGCUUUCACGUACGAACAACUCGUUGCUCUAGAAAACAAGUUUAAGAGUACUAGAUACCUGUCUGUUUGUGAAAGACUGAACUUGGCUCUCUCCCUAAGCCUAACGGAGACACAAGUGAAAAUUUGGUUUCAAAACCGACGCACAAAAUGGAAGAAGCAAAAUCCUGGAGUUGAUGUUACUGCUCCACCACGGCCUACGACUUUGCCCCACGCACCAUCUUUGGCUGGCUACGGAACCGGAAUUCUGUGUACAUCACAGUGCCCUACGCAAAUGCACCACUAUCCACACUAUCAACCGAGCACAGCUCAUGCUCUUCCGUGCAUUAUCAGACCGCAUCCGACCUAUGGACACAUGUAGAAAAAGCAAAGCCGACCGAAUCAAUAAGAACUACUGAACUGCAUCAAAGAUGUGACACACUUCUACCACUGAAACUUGAAAAAAAAAAAAAAAAAAAAAAUCCACGAAAUCUGCUUCAAAGGAAAUCAGAUUUUAUCUUUGUUUGAAAUCGGUAUGAUGUGUGACAUGAUCGUUCAACUAUGCUCGUGGCACUCUUCCGCGAGGAGGGAAAGAAAUUAACUUGGACUGUGGAAUUAUAAACUGCAAAGCCAUUGUGCCGAGUACCAAACCAAUUUCUUAUCCAUUUGCAGUCUGCUCCAAAGCUCUCUAUAAAUUAAAGUGGGUUUUUUUUUUUAUCUAAUCAUAGUAUUUAUAUAUAUGAAUUCCAAGGAUAUUCGAAAAUUUUGUUUUAUUUCGAAGCAGUCGCAUGCGUUCAAGUUUUCAUGUUUAAGUCUGAAUUUUUCUUGAUUAAAUCAAUGCCGAUUGUUCGAGGCGGAAACUAGGAACAGAGGGAGCUGUUAAAAUAUUAUCGUAAGUCAAAUUUCUGAACUGUAAAUACUGUACAAAAGCGAAUGUAAAAUAAUCGACCUCUUGAAGUAUCAUUUACAAACGAAAUUGCAAUGAAUGUUUCCAAGCAAGUUGAGAAAUUAAGUUACAAACAAAAAGAAUGUUUAACUUAAAAUGUACCAUUUUCUUUAAUUGUUAUGAAGGAGAAGCUUAGUAAAUAGCUUUUUUGGCCAGUUAUGUUGGAAACUGGAUUGGAAAAAGUUUUCUGCAGACAGCUGUUUUCACAUUUCAUGAACUGAUUUCAGUACGGCAGCGUCGGUCGUCAUUGUCGAAGGGAAAUCGCCGAGGACUUCAAAUGUUUGUUUAAUAAGGUACAGAGAAACUUGUAAAGCAGUAGCUAAAAAUAAGAUAUAUCUACCACAGAAUCAUCUUUGGCUCAAACAAAGUGUUCAGUCCUUCUGUGAAAAUUUGUUUUGCUAAUUGGCAAAAAAUUUUGCUUUGAAUGCUACAAUGAACCGCCUCCUUUGUUGAUCCAUUACGACCCAAUUUGACCACACUGUGUUAGAGCGACAAAAUGAUCAAACUCACCACGACAUUACUUAUUUUCUUCGUACAAAAGAUUUGUAAUUCUCAGCAAAUAUUGAAUUUACGACCACUUCCCGAUGUCGGCUUUGUUUGAAAAAGAUUUAGAGCGGAAAAGCCUUCAUUAUACAAGGUCUCCUUCAAAGUUCACCUGGUGGAAAAUUACGCAAGUUAUCAAUCACUUUCAAAGAAAAACCUUGACAUUCAAACGUAACUUCAUUUCGAUAUUUUCAAAAUAAUUUCAGGCAAAGGGUGUUGACAAAUCUUGUUUUCAAGGCGCGCAUACUUCGUCUCUAUUCACUUUAGUUCCCAUGUCUAAUAAAGAUCCUCUUCAAGUUCCUUUCCUAGUUUAAUCGCCGUAUUGUCAAAGCUUUGUCGGUUGAAUCAAAAGAAAAAGGAAACUGGACCAUUUAGCUCAACCAUUUAGUGUGAACUUUAAAACUGAACAUGAUAAAGCUGCUAAGCUAAAAAUAGGCUUUUGACACUGACAGAGAUGAGUUAUGUUAAAAUUAUACAAACAUCAUCUGUCCUUUCCUUUUCCUCUCAUAUCUAGCCGAAACUAAUAAGAUUCACUUUCAAACAGAUUUCCAACCAUUCGGUCGAGAGCUAGGCAGCUAGAGCUUUGGGAUAGAAUCUAAGCGUGACAUGAAUGAUCCACUUUGGCUACAGUAAAUUGAUAAUCUUACGAGUCUGCUUGUUCCAGAAGUGUUUGAUUUGAAAGCACAUGGACUAGAAAAAAGUUCUUUGUUGGGUCAUGAAUCUAUG
Messenger RNA from Pocillopora meandrina, 3306 nucleotides. Lineage: Eukaryota; Metazoa; Cnidaria; Anthozoa; Scleractinia; Pocilloporidae. The record is from the annotation of a GenBank genome assembly.